Messenger RNA from Spirodela intermedia, 231 nucleotides. NCBI's taxonomy places the organism in Eukaryota, Viridiplantae, Streptophyta, Magnoliopsida, Alismatales, Araceae. The record is from the annotation of a GenBank genome assembly.
AUGAUGGCGGCAGGGAGGGGCGUCGCGUGGUGUGUCAUCCUGCUGGCGCUGUUGGGGUCGGUAGAUGAGGUACGUGGAAGGAGAGCCCGGCCUUAUGCCCGUCCGGCGACACUUCCGGCACGUCCAGGCGGCGCUGGGGGUCUUGGCAGCGCGGCGAAGGACGACGGGCGGGCCGUCGUCGACGAGAAGAGGGAAGUCUGUACUGGGCCGAACCCGCUGCACCACCGAUGA